GCAUAGAGAAGAGCGCACUGCGCAUGCGCAUCACUGCUCACACGAACAGGCAUCAUGGCGGACGUGCUGGAUCUUCAUGAAGCGGGAGGAGAAGACUUUCCUAUGGAUGAGGAUGGUGAUGAGAGCAUCCACAAGCUAAAGGAGAAGGCAAAGAAGAGGAAGGGUCGUGGAUUUGGAUCUGAGGAAGGAGCGAGGUCCCGAGUGAGAGAAGACUAUGAUACAGUGGAACAAGAUGGUGAUGAGCCUGGCCCACAAAGAUCUGUUGAAGGAUGGAUCCUGUUUGUGACUGGCGUUCAUGAGGAGGCAACGGAAGAAGAUAUCCAUGACAAAUUUUCUGAAUUUGGAGAAAUCAAGAACCUGCAUCUCAACUUGGACAGAAGAACGGGUUACCUUAAGGGCUACGCACUGGUGGAAUAUGAAACGUACAAGGAGGCACAGGCUGCCAUGGAGGGUCUGAACGGUCAAGAUCUUAUGGGUCAGCCAAUCAGUGUUGAUUGGUGCUUUGUUCGGGGACCACCAAAGGGCAAGAGGAGGGGUGGAAGGAGGCGUAGCAGAAGUCCAGACAGAAGGCGACGCUGAUUUCCUCUACUCUGCUUUUUACAGAGCCUUGUAUUCCACACACAGUGUGACAGCAUGUGUUUCUCUAAUGGGCUGUUUUUAGAUUUUGGUGUUUUUGUUAUUUUCUGUUUUCCGUAUUGCCACCAGCUGCAGUGUGUAGCCUUCUUUGUAACGAAGACCGAACGAACUCUGCAGCAGCAUUUGUAAUAUUAAAGUUACGUUGUCUGUAUAGUAUUGGUUUUACUUUUAAUUUUUUGUACAAAAUUAAAGAAACUGGUCCUUUAAAACCUGUGUAGGUUUCCAAUGUCUCAUAGCACCUAUAGUAAUACACAGUCAUUAAUUUUAAAUGGUGCUCAUGUGUACACUUUCAAUAAAUUUUUGUUUGGGGCUA
Molecule: messenger RNA, 949 nt
Organism: Astyanax mexicanus (Mexican tetra)
Lineage: Eukaryota; Metazoa; Chordata; Actinopteri; Characiformes; Acestrorhamphidae
Gene: rbm8a
Product: RNA binding motif protein 8A
Exons: 6
Coding region: 55-579 (174 amino acids)
Biological process (GO): RNA splicing
Cellular component (GO): cytoplasm; exon-exon junction complex; nucleus
Molecular function (GO): mRNA binding
Source: RefSeq, a predicted model, not a curated record